Messenger RNA from Ziziphus jujuba (common jujube), 934 nucleotides. RefSeq names its product CASP-like protein 2D1. The record is from RefSeq and is a predicted model, not a curated record. Bases 201 to 764 code for a protein of 187 amino acids. NCBI's taxonomy places the organism in Eukaryota, Viridiplantae, Streptophyta, Magnoliopsida, Rosales, Rhamnaceae. The transcript is spliced from 3 exons.
AGAAAAAGAUUCUUACCAACAAAACUUUAUACAAAUGUACAUACACACUCACCCGGAAAUAACCCAUAUAUAAUCAUAUUCGAACCAAACCCCAAAUACCCAUUUUUAAGUUGCAGAGCAGCUUAACAUUUUCAUCUUCUUUUUUCUUUUUGUCCUAAUUAAUCUCAGUGACAGAGGCUCUUGCUUAGUAUAGGAAAAAAAUGAGUAGGAAUCAAGAUUCUAGUUCUUCUAGCUUCACCAACAACAUUCCAGCCCUCAAGCUUGUAGAUUGUUCUCUUAGGAUUUGUGUGAUUCCUCUUAGUAUUGCAACCAUAUGGGUAACUGUGACCAACCAUCAGGAUAAUAGCAGCUAUGGGAAGCUAGAUUUCAGCAAUCUCCUGGGUCUGAAGUACAUAAUCUGCAUCAGUACUGUCUCUGCUGUGUAUGCUUUUCUUGCAGCUGUCUCCUCAUGGGUCAAAUAUUUAGUGACUAAAGCUUGGCUUUUCUUUAUUUCUGACCAGAUUGUAGCUUACCUAUUGGUAACAUCUGGAGCAGCAGUGUUAGAGAUAUUGUAUUUAGCGUAUAAAGGUGAUAGGGAAGUUUCAUGGAGUGAAUCCUGCAGUGCCUAUGGAAAAUUCUGCUCUAGAAUGAAGGUGGCUUUGGUUCUCCAUGCUCUGGUCCUUUGCUGCUUCUUGGUUUUAGCUGUGAUUUCAGCUUACCGGGUUUUUAGCAAGUUUGAACCUCCUCAUGUUCCAUACAAAGAGGUUGAAGAAGAAAGAACUUAAAAAGGGUUUUGUUGUUAAAAGCAUGAUUUUCUUUGUUUGGUCAUUUAUCUUAAUGUUUGGGUUUCCAAGAUUUAACCAAAAAAAAAAAAAAAAAAAAAAGAGGAAAAUUAAUGAGAUUGUAAUGCAAAGCUUUGUUAUGAAAUAGAAACUGUCUACAUUUCUUUCUUUAA